This is a messenger RNA of Miscanthus lutarioriparius, 549 nucleotides long. NCBI's taxonomy places the organism in Eukaryota, Viridiplantae, Streptophyta, Magnoliopsida, Poales, Poaceae. The record is from the annotation of a GenBank genome assembly.
AUGUUUGGAUCUGAUUUGUAUAACAUCAAACCAGAUCUCGUAUCCUUGGCCAAGGCUCUUUCUUCUGCAUAUGCCCCUAUUGGAGCAAUAAUUGUUAGCCGGGAAAUAGCAGACGUGAUUCAUUCUCAUAUCAAUAAGCUUGUCUUAAAAAAUGUGGACAUUCUGAGCUCUUGCCUUUUGGCACAAGAAAGAGAUAUUCCGGGUCAUGUGGCACAUGUUUCUCAAAGGUUCCAUGAGGGAAUCAAGGCCUUUGCAACUGGAAGUCCAAUUGUUGGGAAGACACGUGGUGUAGGAUUGCUGAUAGCAACUGAGUUCACUGACAACAAAUCACCAUAUGAGUUAUUCCCUUUUGAGUGGGGCGUUGGUGAAAUAUUUGAAGCAGAGUGUAAGAAACGUGGCAUGAUCGUUAAGGUUCUUGGAGACUUGAUAGUAAUGUCCCCACCACUGAUAAUUUCCCAUGAAGAAAUUGAUAAGUUAGUGGUGAUAUAUGGAGAAGCACUAAAGGCCACAGAGGAAAAAGUGGCAGAGUUAAAAUCCAAGAAAAAUUAG